AUGAUGAUCUGGCUUCUCAUCACCAGCACACUGCUGGGAACUGCAGGUGCUGUCAGUGGAAUUACAGGUCCUGAUGGUCCAGUGGUGGGUCUGGUUGGUGAUGAUCUGCAGCUGCCAUGUCAUGUGAAGUCUGGAGUGAAUGCAGUGGAUGAAGAAAUCAUUUGGAAGCGGGGGGAUAAGAUGGUCCACCAUUACCUCCGCCACACUGAUCGCACUGAGCAGCAGCCACCAGAGUACCGCGGCCGCACCAGCGUGUCCAGAAAAGGACUGCAGACAGGAGACGCAUCAUUCACACUCACCAACGUCAGCCUCUCUGAUGCUGGAGAGUGCACAUGCAGAGUGAGGGCAGAUACCUGGUAUGAUGAUGCUGAAGUCACUGUCAAAGUGGAGGCUAAGGUCUCCCGUCCUAGUGUGAGUGUUGUGAGUCUGGGUGAUGGGCGAGUGCGUCUGCAGUGUGAGUCUGAAGGAUGGUCUACAGAGCCGCAGGUCUAUUGGCUGGACAGCAGGGGGCAGCAGAUCGCAGCAGAUCCCACUUCAUUCCGGAGGCUGCCAUCAGGCCUCAGAGUGACCAGCAACAUCACGGUGGAGGAGAGACAAGGCUACAACUUCACCUGUGUGAUGAACAGCGCGGCUCAGUGGAGGGAACAGACAGUUGAAGUACCACGUGAGUACCCCCACUGUGGCUCAUUCUACACUCUCUGA
This is a messenger RNA of Engraulis encrasicolus (European anchovy), 702 nucleotides long. RefSeq names its product butyrophilin subfamily 3 member A2-like. Lineage: Eukaryota; Metazoa; Chordata; Actinopteri; Clupeiformes; Engraulidae. The transcript has 3 exons. Gene Ontology annotation, biological process: regulation of cytokine production; T cell receptor signaling pathway. The record is from RefSeq and is a predicted model, not a curated record. Gene Ontology annotation, molecular function: signaling receptor binding. Gene Ontology annotation, cellular component: external side of plasma membrane. Bases 1 to 702 code for a protein of 233 amino acids.